This is a messenger RNA of Vigna unguiculata (cowpea), 1371 nucleotides long. NCBI's taxonomy places the organism in Eukaryota, Viridiplantae, Streptophyta, Magnoliopsida, Fabales, Fabaceae. The record is from RefSeq and is a predicted model, not a curated record.
AUGCCUGAUGAUCCACAUAAUCCCAACGACCCAAACGGGCCCGACGCCUUCAAUGUGCCCAACGACCCAAAUGGGCCCGACGCCUUGGAUGUGCCCAACGACUCUGACGGGCCCUAUGAUCCAGAAAGGCCCAACGACUUGCCUAACGACCCGAACGAGCCCGAUGAUUCAGAAAGGACCAACAACCUGAACGUUCCCGACGAUCCGGACGGGCCUGAUGAUCCAGACAGGCCCAACGACCCAGAUCUGCCCGCCAACCCAGAUGUGACUGAUGACUCGGACGGGCUUGACGACCUGGACAGACCCGAUGAUAUCGACAUGCAAAACGACCCGAACUGGGCCGUCUGGGUCUUUUGGCCUUUCUGGAUCAUCGGGCUCGUUCGGGUCGUGGGGCAUGUCAGGAUCAUCGUGCCAGUCCGGGUCAUUGGUCCUGUUCGUGUCGUCGGGCCUGUUCGGGUCGUUAGGCCUGUUUCUAUUAUGGGGCCCGUCCGCGUUGUUGGGCUAGAUCGUGUCGUCGUGCCUAUUUGGAUCAUCGAGACUGCCCGUUCGGGUCGUCGGGCCCAUCCGGGUCGUCGGGCUCGUCCUUGUCAUCGAGCUCAUCCGGGUCGUUUGGCUUGUCCGAGUUGUGGGGCUCGUCCGAGUCUUCAGGCCCGUCCUGGUCAUCGGGCCCGUCCAGGUGAUCGAUCUCGUUCGGGUCAUCGGGCUCGUCCGGGACAUCGGGCUCGUCCAGGUUGUUGGGCUCGACUUGGUGAUCGGGCUCGUCCCAGUCGUGGGGCUCGUCCGAGUCUUCGGGCUCGUCUGGAUCGUCGAGCUCGCCCGAGUCAUCGUGCCUGUUUUGUUGGUGAGCUCGUCCGGGUCAUCGGGCUUGUUCGUGUUAUGGGGUCUGUCCCGGACAAGUCUGAUGACAAGGAUGGGCCCACAGACACGAACGGGCUCGACAACCCAGUCGGGCCCAACGACCAAGAAGAGCCUGAUAACACGGACCAGCCCAACGACACGGAUGAACCCGAUGAUGCGGACGAGCUCGAAGACCCGGACCGGCCCAAAGACCCAAACAGGCCCUAUGACUGGGACAGACGCCACAACCCGAACAAGCCCGACGACCCAGACGGGCACACCAACAAAAUGGACAAGCCCAACAACCCGAACGGGCCCAACGACUCGAACAGGCCCGACGAAUUGAACAAGACCAAUGACCCGGACUGGCUCGAUGAUCCAGACAGGCCCCACGACCCGAACGGGCUCGACGUGCCCGAUGAUCCAAAAAGCCCGAAAGACCCGUACAGGCCCGACGACCCAGAUGAGCCCGUCGACCUGGAUGGGCCAGUUCGGGUCUUUUGCAUUUCAGGAUCAUCGGGCCCAUCCAGAUAG